AGUCCUCCAUAUUAGGUGAGGCAGGUUUAUUGCUACAUGAAGCAGGUAAAACUACUUUUGUAGCUCAAACUAUAGGAAGAACAAGCGUUUAAGCUUGAGGUACCACUGAGCAUUAAUUCAUUGUUUCAUCUUUUAAAAAAAUUAAGAGCGGAUAUUUUUUCUUGUUAGUAAACUUGGAGCCACAGUAGUUAUUGCUAAACACAGCUGUAGCGCUGUCGUGUGUCGGCUGACGUGAUCUCCUGCCUCUUGAGRACCGAAGGACGCGCCGCAAUGGACAGUCGUGUUACUGUGGAGCAUUAUAAGGCAGCCAUGGUGCUGAGUGGUGCUGGUGAUGCUCUGGGCUAUAAGAACGCUCAGUGGGAGUUCUGUAGGUCUGGACCAGCCAUUCACAAGGAGCUGCAGGAGCUCGGCGGCUUGAAGAACAUCAAGGUUCAGCUUCCCGAUUGGCCUGUGAGCGAYGACACUGUUCUGCAUCUGGCAACAGCCGAGGGCCUGGCAACUGACAAACCAGAGGAGGAUCUCCUUCAUGAGGUGGCUGCUCGAUACGUGGAGGGRAUGAAAGACAUGGCUGGGAGGCAACCAGGCCAAACGACCUGUGUGGCUGUUUCUCAACUGAGACCUGGAUUGAAAGGGGGCUACAGAGUUGCAUAUAACCCCAUGGGGGCAGGCUGCGGGGCAGCCAUGAGAUCAAUGUGCAUCGGCCUGAGGUAUCCGAGGCCUGACCAGCUAUUGUCGCUCGUGGCUGUUGCAGUGGAGACGGGCAGGAUGACGCACAACCACCCCACUGGUUUCCUGGGAGCCGUAGCGUCGGCCYUGUUCGCCUCAUACGCCGUCCAGCGCAGGCCGAUCACCACCUGGGGACUGGGCCUGAUCARCGAGGCCUGUCCCAUAGCCAGGAAGUUCGUUCAGGAUCGGGGCUUCGCUGUGGAGGAGACGUUGAAAGACUGGGGCUACUUCUGUGACAAGUGGCAGUGGUACCUGGAUCAGAGGGGCCUCUCCAAUGGAAUGGGACCGCUGAUUUGGCCKACAUCCUACGGCCCAGCUGAGAGAGAUAAGAUCUACAAGACCUUCAGCCUGUCUGGCUGGGCGGGAGCCUGCGGUAGUGAUGCUCCGAUGAUCGCUCUGGAUGCCCUGCUGGGGGCCGGCUCUGACUGGGAGGAACUGAUGAGUAGAGCUGCCUUCCAUGGAGGCGACAGUGACAGCACAGCAGUAAUCGCUUGCUUCUGCUGGGGUCUCCUGUACGGCACCGAGGGGGUCCCUGAAGGCAACUACUGCAAACUGGAGUACCGGGACCGACUGGAGCGCUGUGCCGAGCAGCUCUACGCUCUGUCACGUUAACAUGAAAGCUAUGUAGGUGGGAUUGUAACCACUUGACGGGAACGACCGUUGUGUUCGGAUGAACAGCAGACAAGACCAGUUCCUUUAAAGGCACAGUUUGAAGGAUUUUGUCAAAUCUUUUAGCUGAAAUGGAGAUAAUCACUAAUGACAAUAAUAGAA
This is a messenger RNA of Austrofundulus limnaeus, 1497 nucleotides long. RefSeq names its product protein ADP-ribosylarginine hydrolase. The transcript is spliced from 8 exons. The record is from RefSeq and is a predicted model, not a curated record. NCBI's taxonomy places the organism in Eukaryota, Metazoa, Chordata, Actinopteri, Cyprinodontiformes, Rivulidae. The coding region runs from base 271 to 1338 and encodes 355 amino acids.